AUGUCUUCUUCAGCAGCUGCAUCUCAGAAUGCAGCUACGCCCCAAAGUUCAGUAGCUGCAGCAUCGACAUCUGCCGCAGCAUCUUCCGCCGCAGCUGCGACUUCGUCAGCUGCUGGAUCCUCCGCCUCUCAAGCCUCGGCUUCAGCAUCAGCUUCAGCUUCAACAGCGGCUAGUAGUACGGCAGCCAGUGCCAGUGCAAGCGGUUCAUCAUCGGCAGCUGCUUCCCCCACAUCUGCAUCAACGUCGACAUCACAAUCCGCUUCCAGUUCAAGUUCGUCCUCAGCAACAGCGUCCACCACUGUUCUAUCGGCAGAUGUGAUAACAACCACAGGGUCAAGUGCGACUUCAUCAAGUACUAAGAGUCUAUCAGGAGGAGCAAUUGGCGGAAUCGUCGCUGGAGCGAUUGUGGGGAUAAUAGUGGUGUUUGUUUUUGCUUGGAUAUGGAAGAGGAAACGAAGGUCCAGAGGAGAGAAGGUACCCCCUCCGCCUCCGAUGAGACAUGCUCAGUCGUCUAUGUCUCGGAGUAGGCAAUCCACAAUGAUGGGCGGUGGUAUGAACCAUCAGCGUCGGACAAGUACAUAUUCAGCUUCCAUGGCACCACCUCGUCCGUCUUCGACUUUCGCUUCUCACUCCCGAUCUCCCUCAUCUCACAUCAAUUAUCCCAUUACUACUAUGGCGUCAAUGAAUCACGAUGCAUCACCUCCCAUGCCCCCUUCGACUUCGUCUACUUCUUCCGAUUCGCCGCCUCUGUCGACUGGAGCCAAUAUUCCCGCUCAUCCCUUCCCAUCUCCUGCUGCCGGCCACAAACCAACUUUGACCCCAAUAGAUACCUCUCUGUCUCGAGGAGGCUCAGCAUCAAGUGAUGAUCUCAGAGGAGGACAUAAACCCCGUCGUGUAGCUUCGAUCGAUCGACUACGUGGAGAAGGCAACCAAUCAGGAAACGGUUCAGAGCGAGCACCAUCACCUGCAUCUUCUCGUCAUCCCUCUGAAUCCGGUGUAGACUAUUCUCGAGGUAACUCACCUCAUACCUCGAUGAUCGGUUUACCUUCAUCUGGUGGACCAGGUCGGAACUCGUACCCUUCACCUAGAUCUUCGAUAGGCUAUCCCCGACCUGGAAGUAUGGCUUCGCUCGGUUCGUCAAGGUAUCUCCACGUGGGUCCCGCCGGUAGAGCACCACAUCAAGGUAGACCAAUACAACUUACCAUGCCUACUUUGUUGGGUGCGAGACCAGAUGAGAAUGGUGAUUUCUUCGGACAGACAGGUAGACUUGAUGGUGGUUAUCAAUUAGGAUUGGAUGAGAUGGGUAGGAUGAGAAGAAUGUCUAAUAGACAGUAUAAUGAGCAAGAUUAUCAACCUUCUCCAAUACAUACACGAGCACCGUCCAAUACAUCUUUAUCCAAUCGAUCAAGACAAGGUUCAGACGAAGGGAAUGUCCCUCCUAUACCUGAAUUAAGUUCAGCUCUAGGUAAUAGUGGACCACCAAGUAGGAAUCAGACGCCUACUCCUGUACCUAGACCACCACCAAAAUCGGACGUAGCGGAUCCUCAUACGGUUUUACAAAGAGAAUAA
This is a messenger RNA of Kwoniella mangroviensis CBS 8507, 1569 nucleotides long. RefSeq lists its product as uncharacterized. Bases 1 to 1569 code for a protein of 522 amino acids. The record is from RefSeq and is a predicted model, not a curated record. The transcript has 4 exons. Lineage: Eukaryota; Fungi; Basidiomycota; Tremellomycetes; Tremellales; Cryptococcaceae.